AUGGCUCCUCUCACACAUGAUGACUACACAAUCGCGUGGAUAUGCGCCUUGCCGUUAGAGAUGGCGGCGGCAAAGGUCAUGCUAGAUGAGCUCCACCAGCCACUGUCCAAACCGUCUACUGAUCCAAACGUCUAUGUACUCGGCAAAUUAAAUGGCCACCUUGUUGUCAUUGCCUGUCUGCCAAUUGGGAUAUAUGGAACCGUAUCUGCUGCGACUGUUAUAUCGCAUCUGACGUCGACAUUUUGUCGGAUCCAAUUCGCACUGAUGGUGGGAAUUGGAGGGGGAGUCCCAAGCAGAACUGAUGACAUUCGGUUGGGCGAUGUGGUGGUCAGCAAACCGACCGGAAAAUAUAGUGGAGUGAUUCAAUACGACUAUGGCAAGACAUUGCAAGGAAGACACUUCGAACAAACCGGCAUGCUCAACUAUCCACCACCGAGACUUUUAACACAUAUUGCUCAGCUCCAAGCAGAUCAGAUGACGAGAAAAGACAAUGCUCUCUCAACCAUUAUUCAGGAUGUGCUGGAACGAAAUCCGGACAUGAAAGAACAUUUUACGUCCCCAAGUCAACACACAGAUUAUCUCUUUCAAUCCUCAUAUCAUCAUGUUUAUAGAGAAAGCAACUGUGCGAAGUGUAAUAAAGAGCACUUAGUUUCUCGACGGCCGCGUGAUACGAAGGCACCUCAUGUCCACUAUGGAUUGAUCGCAUCCGGAGAUCAGGUGAUGAAAGACUCUGAAACACGGGACCGUUUAGCUCACCAGCUGGGGAUUCUCUGUUUUGAAAUGGAGGCAGCAGGCCUGAUGAAUCAGCUUCCGACUCUUGUAAUCCGAGGAAUUUGCGACUACUGUGAUUCUCAUAAACAAAAACAGUGGCAAGGAUAUUCAGCCCUGAGUGCAGCCGCCUAUGCUAAAGUGCUUUUAACAGCUGUUCCUGUCUACAGCAGUGACAUCGAUGACGUAAAAAGUGAUGAGAAAGCCAGGAUUAAAUCGAACAGCGCGGUACAGUUUCACGAGCCAGCCACUUUAUCAUUUAAUAACUACGCUUCUGGGCUUCAGUUCAACACUUCUGAGGGUACCCAAAACAAUAACACAGGCAAUGGCAAUCAAUUCUCUGGGGCAAGCCUCAGUGGGCCUGUUCAUUUUGGCUGUCUCCAUCCAGUGCCUAGGGAUAUCUAG
This is a messenger RNA of Talaromyces rugulosus, 1173 nucleotides long. RefSeq lists its product as uncharacterized. Gene Ontology annotation, biological process: nucleoside metabolic process. The record is from RefSeq and is a predicted model, not a curated record. The transcript has a single exon. Lineage: Eukaryota; Fungi; Ascomycota; Eurotiomycetes; Eurotiales; Trichocomaceae. Bases 1 to 1173 code for a protein of 390 amino acids. Gene Ontology annotation, molecular function: catalytic activity.